Molecule: messenger RNA, 7579 nt
Organism: Styela clava
Lineage: Eukaryota; Metazoa; Chordata; Ascidiacea; Stolidobranchia; Styelidae
Biological process (GO): termination of RNA polymerase II transcription; mRNA 3'-end processing
Cellular component (GO): cytoplasm; mRNA cleavage factor complex
Molecular function (GO): RNA polymerase II complex binding; mRNA binding
Source: RefSeq, a predicted model, not a curated record
UGUGCAUAUAUGGUAUGUACCACUCAAGGGUGAGUUUCUUAAGUAAUAUGUGGCUAAUCUAGCAGAAAUGCGUUCCUUCCAGGCUUGGGGAGGUCAACGACUAUAUUUCAUUCCAGCUUGGGGAGGUCAACGAAUAUAUUUCAUUUCAGCUUUAAAAGACUUUAGAUAAGAAGAUAAGUCAGUAAUUUGUUUUUUCUCCGACUGGUGCAAACUGAAGACGGAAGUAGUGGCAGAACUCGCGUACAUAGCGUGAGUUUUCCCAACUGAAGAAUUUUCGCAGCGAGUCCGAAGAUUCGCACAUCGUCUGAUUUGAGUCUAGUUAAUAAAAGAAAAAAGAAUCACGAGGUACUGUGACGUCAUGUAUUUCCUCAGGCUGUCGCCAUAUCGCCAUUGACGUUUGUUGUUUUCUGUUGAUUUUGCUGUUUUCAAUCGGUGUUCCAGUUAGUGUCUUUGACCUCUUCCGAUUUCUGAAUGCGAGUUGAACUAUGUGAAGAAAUCAGUUUACCUGCCUGUAAAGAGGAUUUGGGAUCCGAAUUGGGCGUCCUCUACGAUAAAAUUUCGCGGUCAGCUCGGCGCACAUUCAAGGAAAGUGAGCGAAGAUGGCUAGAGCAGUUAUUGACGACUACAGGACGUCAUUGGAAGAUUUGACCUUCAAUUCGAAACCUCAUAUCAACGCGCUAACUAUGUUAGCUGAAGAAUAUCUUCCCCAUGCAGAUGUUAUCGUUCGUUUGAUAGAAGCCAAGUUAAAUAAGGCUCCAUCGAACGGAAAACUACCUCUUAUGUACCUGAUGGAUUCAAUUGUCAAGAACGUGAAGAAGAACUAUGUUCCUCUCUUUGCUGAAAACCUCGUAAAAAGCUUCAAUACAACUUUUGACACGGGUGAUGAAAAGACCAAGAUAUCUUUAUACAAGCUUCGUUCCACGUGGGACAGUUAUUUUCCAUUGAAGACUCUUUACAAACUUGAUGUAGCUGUGAACAAUAUUGAUUCGGCCUGGCCAGUUAAACCUCUUCCUGCAAGUCUUCAAGAAAAGCCUUCUACAAGCAUCCAUGUAAAUCCUAAGUUUCUAAAAAAGGUUGAUGCUGUUCCAGUCACAAGUGUUGCGGUUGAUACCCCAGCCGUUCAUGACAGCGUCGACCUUAAACAAGAUUUAAUAAACAAACAAAAACAAUUAUUGGAUCUGCAGCAACAAAAGUUGUUGUUAGAACUUGAACAAACAAAACAACAACUUGCAAUGAGAGAGAAAAGAAAUCAACUCGCUGCUAAGAAGCAGCCUGAAGCUGUUUCAAAAGAUCCAAGAUUGAAGCAAGCUGCUGCUUCCGUAGCUCCAACAGGACUAAGGGUGACUGUUGUAACAAAUGGCCAGAAGCCUCAAGUUCGUGGUAAUACCAAAGAUCCAAGAAAUCAAACUGCUGCUAAGAACACGCAUCCACCAUCUGCUGAGACUAAAAAACAACCUGCUACAUUGGAUCCGAGGGCGAAGAAUGUAGCCAUUAAGAAAUCUCCUGCAAAUUCUCCUGCAGAAAAGCCAAAAAUAGUUAAAAAGUCUCCAAAUGACACGGAGAAAAUUAAAAAGAAAAAGGUAUCGCCACAGACUGUAAAAAGGUUGGCAAAAACAUCACCUAAAAAUUUUGCUAAAAAUGAGGUAAAAAAGACGAAAUUAUUUAAAAAGAAAACUGAAGUAAAAACAGUCAAAAAUACACAAUCGGAAGCUGUUCAACAAUCAAAAGAAAACAUUAGACAAAAGGGACAGUUGAAACAUAUAGAUGGAGAAAUAUCAAAGAAACGGGACAGACCUGGUCGUCGUUCACCACCUCGUAAUCAAGCACCUCCUGCUAAGUUAGCCAGGAGAAGCACUUCUAUUGAAAGGCGUAGUCCAUCUUCCCCCAUCAGAAGACGCUUAGAACACCCGAAAAAUGCACCAAUACAAAGGAGUGCUGCUGCUAGAGAGGUGGAACAAAUACGACGAGAUUCCCCAAUGCCCUCUGAUGGAUCAAUCUCACCUCGCUUUUCUCCAGAGCCAGAUGAAUCACCUGUUAAACGCAAUCGGAACUGGAGACCACCUGUCAAACGAAUCCGACACAUCCAAUCACCACCUGAAAGUUGGCAAAGAGAAGAAAUGCCACCUCGUCCGAGUCCCCCAGUAAGACGAAGAACAAGUGUGGAUCCCAAUGUUCGAAUACCUCAGGAACUAACUCUCGGUCAUCAAGCUGAAAUUUUGAAACAGGCUGAAAUUCAACUUCAAAGUGGGCAGUUGACUCACACUCAACAUCAGGAACUCCUAAAACAACUUCACCAACUGUUUGAAUUACAGCGUCUUCGAAGUCUACAACAUGUUGCUCACCAUGAAAUGCCAUUACGAACCCAGCCACCCAUACCACUGAACCACCAUAGGAUACACAACGAAGACUAUAUUCAACAUGACCAGGCUAAUUUUUCGCAUGAUGUUAUGCAAAGGCAAGAUGAGAAUAGACCACCACCAUUCAGACCUCCGCCUUCACCACCUAGAAUGGAAAUGGAACAGAGAGACCGAAAUGAUUUUUCAAGACCACUUCAUUCCCAGCGUCUUACCCCACCGCCGAUGCCUCCCACUGAUCCAAGGAUGAAUCAUCAUCCAUAUCGUCCUUCUCCACAAAGAGAAGACCAGCAUUUUGUUGGACAAGAUGUUUAUAUUGACCAUAUUGAACCUCCACCUAGGCCAGCUUUUCUUAAUGAACGACAUGAACAAAUGGAAAUUGAUAAUAGGCGUCGCGGACCUGGUCCUGGACCUAUUCGAAGGCGCCAUAGCGGAGAAUGGGAGAGACCACCACAAGGGCGUUCUGUUGGUGGGUAUGGAGAAGACACUGGAAAUGUUUUUGUUAUAGAAAGCAGUUCACAAUCUCCAGUAAGGGAAGAACCAUUUCUACCUAUAGAUGCACCAAAUAAUAGAGGAAGGCAUCCUAGAGGCUUCAGACAAUCAAGAAAUCUGAAUUCACAAAGGGGAAAGAAAGUACACUCAGAACGAGUACCACUCCGAGCUUAUGCUCACCCUGAGACUGAAUCUGAGCCUCGGCGCCCAGUACCUUUAAAAAGGAAAGAUACUCGGGAUAGACCGAGGCGUUCCCCACCUAGAAAGACUCAGGAUAGAAAGCUACCUCGACACUCACGUAAACAUUCUCCAGUUUCCGAGCGAAAUAAAAGAAUUGCAAAGAAAAAGGAUGAGAAAAAACAGGAAAAGAGUGAUGGGGAGGAAGAUAUCCCAAGAUUGGAAGAACCAGAAGAUUAUAUUAUCGCUAAUAUUCCUCCUGAAGCUGAAGUUUAUCAUAAACAUUCAAUGUCUUUGAAAAAGACACGGACGGCAUCUGAUUCCGCACAACAAGACUUACAAAAGCAAUCAUCGUCAGAAAGUUUAUCAGAUGUAAAAGAAGAAAUUACGGAAGUUGUUCCGAAAUCUGAUGAAAAUGCUGGAAAUAAUUCACUAAUGCAUUUAUCUUCUCCGGACAUCAAUAAGAAAAUAGAUGAAGAAGUAAAUCGAUCUCCAUCUUUGCCGUUGAAGAAAAGAAAAUAUUUAAUUUCGUCUUCUAGUGAUCUUAAAGAUGAUGCCGGUACUACAACAGAGCCAGAAUCUGAUACAGCUGAUUUGCAAUUGAAAGAUGCUGCCACUGUGGAGAUUGAAAAAAAAGAUAUUCAGUCGCCGAAACACGAUGGUGAAAGUGAAGACAAAGACGAAGAAGAGAAGCCGGAAGUUGACGAUGAUCAACCAUCUGAGAAACCUACUGAUAAUCUUAUCAACAAAGAGCAGGAAUUAGACUCUAAAGAUAAGGAAUCUGAUAAUUUAUCAAAAGAAUCAGCUUCCAUUGAAAAAGAAAUAGCGGCGGAAGAUAAAACUGAUUUAGAAAAAAUUGAAAAUGCUGCACAAAAUGACAAGGAAGAUACUGAAAAGACACCUGAAAAGUCGCCUGAAAGGGACAUAAAGGAUAAUAAACAUGAAGGGAGAUUGAAAAGGAUUCAAGAACUUGCCAUGAAAGAUGGAUCAAAAACUCCUGCUCAAAAAAAAAUGAUGAAAGACCGAAUAAUGGAGAAAGGCCGUGAUAAGUCCCGCAAUAAAGAUAAAGGACGAAAAAGGGAAGUAAUGGACGACGAAAAUUUAACCAAAUCAGAAAAAGAGAGGAUGGACGUCAUGAUGGCGGAAGAAGAAGAAAUGCUGAGAUGGGAAGCAGAACUUGAAAAAGAAUUGGAACGAGAGGAAUUUGCCAGAAUACAAGAAAUGGAAGCUCAUGGUAGAGGUCCGAUGCAAAACAGAGGUGGUGGACCUAUGAGACGGGGAUGGGGGAGAGAUAGAGGUGGUGGACGAGGUUUUGGCAGAGAGAGAAGAGACGGUCGAAGAAACUGGGGAGGUAAUGAAGAAUUCUGGGAAGAAGAACCACCGGGCAGAAUUCCUCCACUCAUGCCCAUGGACAAGGAUAGACCCCCAUUCCCAGAUCGGCGACGCCCUGAAAGAAUGCGUCCCCAUCCAGACAGAAUGCCACCACAUCCUAGGGACAGAGAGUGGUUUGGACCACAUGACAGGAACAGGAGAGGUCCUCCUCCACCCGAGUUCGAUGGACCUUGGGUCGAUGAUGAACCUCGAGGUCCACCAAUGAGGGGUGGACGAUUUGAACCCAGAGGUAGAUUUAGACCUGGACAUGGUCCUCCAGAUGACCGAAUGUUGCCACCUCAUCAUCGGGAUGAAAGAAUGGAAAUGAAUGAUCGAAGAGGUCCACCAAUACGCGAUGAUAUGCCGGGUCCUCAUCCUAUGCACGAACCUCGAGGACCUCCAUCUCCACCUCGAGAUGAGAUGAAUCAGGUCAAUGUAAACAAACUAUUGAGUGACUUACUCAAUAUGGGAAUUAUACCUGGAAAUAAACCAAAACCUGUUGAAGCUGAAAAGCCAUCGAGCGGUCCACCAAGUCGCAAUGCAAGUCCACUGCCAAUCAAUCCAACUCUCGCCAAUAUUGUAAAGCCAGAAAAACCAGCAUCCCCUGAUCUGGACGCUUCGGCUAUAACAAGCUUAGCCAAGAGUUCUGUUGCAAUAGAACAAGAAGCAACACGAGUGCCUACACCAGUAUUUGAAGAUUUGUUAACUCUUGAUCCAGAUGCAAAUCUACCUGAAGUUACAUUCAAUGACGUUGAUAAGUUAAAAAUAAGAUGUGAUGAUCUUAUUAAAAGACUUUAUACUGGAAUCCAGUGUUCUGCUUGUGGAAUGCGAUUUACUGCUUGUCAAACAGACAUGUAUGCUGAACAUCUUGACUGGCAUUAUAGAGCCAAUCGCAAGGAUAAAGAUGGAGUAAAGGAAACACACAGAACUCUUUAUCCCACAGCUGGGGAAUGGAUAAUGUAUGAAGAGAUUGUUGAUCCCUCCCAAAGAGCUAAGAAUCAAGUAUUUGAUGAAGAAAUGGAACAAGGAGAAGAGACUGAAGCACCGGCAAAACCACAAAAUUCUGAAGAUUUAGUAGUACCUGUUGCACAACACCCCGAACAGGAUAAAUGUAAUGUCUGUCAUGAAGCAUUCAAAACAGUAUAUAACGAUGAAGAAGAGGAAUGGCAAUAUGUAAACUGUGUUGCAGUAGACGGCAAAAAUUUCCAUCCAAAUUGCUAUGCAGAUCACAAUGAUCAACGCGACUCUGAUCCGUUACCUACGCCCAUCAGAGUUCCGCUUUAUAACCCGAUGGAAUCAAGUUUAAAGGGAAUCCCCGGACUUGAUACUUUACUUACUCAGGACGAAUCAAAAUCAGAAGAAGAAGCUGAUGAACAGAAGGAAAAUGCUGACCAACCAGAGGAGGAAAAAGUUGAUGCCGAAUCUGGUUUGGCAGAGAAAGAUCAACAGGAAGAAUUUUUGAAAACCACUGAACAUGAUGAAACAAUGGAACAACCAGCUUUUGCUGGAAAUGAUGAAACAGAGCAAGCAGAUGAUGUAAAAUCUGAAAUUAAUGAAGAGAAUUCGAAACGUGAAUUGGAAUCUGAAACUAAUGUUGAUAAUGGGGCGAGUAACGAUAUUGUUGAAAACAUGACAAUGGAACCAACGACUACCUCAUCUGACCAAGAACCUACAACUGAACCAUCAUCAGAGCCCACGACAAGUAUGGUUGAAGAUGAAAUGCCUUCAGAGAGUUCCAAAGAAACACAGCCAGAUGAAACCGAGCAACCAGAUGGGACGGACCAACCAUUUGUCAUACUGAAUCCUGCUAAUGAUGAAGGAAUUUUUUCACAAAAUGAUGAAAACAAACCCCCUGAUAACAUUGCAACUGAAGAAACUACUCAAGUUGUGGCACCAUUUGUAGUUCCAACUGAUGAAUCUCUUGUUAGUGCAGUAAAUAAUGAAUCUGAUAUGGAUGCCACCGAUAUUGAUUUAGGCAAACAGUUGGUUGAAAAAAGCGAAGUUAGUGAUGAACCUGAUUCGGUUCAAAAAAAUGAAAAUUUCAAUUCUGGUUCAGAUAGCCCUAUUAUGGAUAACACAACUCAGCUUUCUUCCCCUGUUCGAGAAAACACAGGCAGUGAGGAAUCGUCAGAUCAUGAAAGUGAUAAUGAUUCAGAUGAUGGUGGUGUCACUGUAACAAUCUGAAAAUGUGUUUCGUUUAUUUUGAAGAUAUAGGAACAUUAUUAAAUAAAUUUUCUUCGGUAACUGGUUGAUAUCAUUUGCGACCUUCUAAAGGUCUCAUGAAUUUCCUAUCCCGACUCGUAAGUUUGAAUUAAGCACCAUAUAUAUAUUUGAAAUCAAAUAAUCGUUUCUUCUCACUAAAACAUUUGUGCCUUUGUGGAACUCUGUUCACAAAUUACCGUUUUGAGUGACCAUAUAUAAAACUUGAUGAUAAUUGUUAAUAUUCUUCGGUUAUGACUUAUGUUCCUAUAACUCAUCUUUAAUUGAAUUUGUUCUUUAUGUUGAACUCUCGGUAACUAUUUGGCUUGAGAUUGCAAUAAUGCAUUGUUUGUGGCCAUAUUUGUGCUUUAACUUAUGCAUAGAGUUCGUACGGUAUGUCUUCUUGACUGUCUAUACCUAAAACUAUCACAGACUGACAUUGAUUUUUCCUGAUUCUGGUGGAUUCUGGAUUCUGGAUUUUUCUUGCCUUGCUAGUUGCUGUAGUUUGUUUGAGCAAAUAACCUUGGUCAUGUCCACUCAUGUUGAUUAAUUGUACUUGAAUCUCGAAAUUUCAACUAAAAAUCAAAGUGUUUUGUUUCCUAUGGUUUUUUUAAAAUUAGAUUCAUGCUAUCCCUUGCUUUCGAAAAUUCCGGAGCGAACAGCAAAUUCAGCACUGUGAGUGCCUAUAUUGUGGCACGAAAGAGUUCAUUGUUUUUCACUUCUUUAGUGUUAAUAUUAAACAUUUCGUCAGCACACUUUUUUUUCUGCAAUUUUUUGAGUUUAAAGAUAAAGAUAUUUCUUUUACUUGCUUCUUGGUAUUGUUUGGUGGUUAUUAGGGAAUGUAUAUAAGUAGUAUUAUUACUCAACUCAAAGCAGGCUCCGUGGUUGCACCUGUGUUUGGAAUCGCAUGUCGUCGAUUAUGUCGCUGAAAUAUUCGGUAUUUGUGAUUUUCGUUAGAUGGCUGGCAAUAAAAGGUUUCCAGGAAA